Molecule: messenger RNA, 627 nt
Organism: Guillardia theta CCMP2712
Lineage: Eukaryota; Cryptophyceae; Pyrenomonadales; Geminigeraceae
Exons: 4
Coding region: 1-627 (208 amino acids)
Cellular component (GO): preribosome, large subunit precursor
Molecular function (GO): protein binding
Source: RefSeq, a predicted model, not a curated record
AUGGCGAGCAUGAGGGAGGAGGGUCAGUACGUGACCGGAGGGAUCGAUGGCUCCAUCGUGUUGUGGGACGUGAGAUCAGGAAGGCGCUUGAAGCAGUGCAACUUCCACGAGGGCGGGGUCAGCGCCCUCAACACCUCCGGCACUCAGCUCUUCUCGGGGUCAUGGGACCGUUCGCUGGUGUCGCUGGACCUGAGCACGGGGAAGAAGACUCGCUUCCUCGUCGACACAGGGCUGGUGCUGGUGGACGAGAGAAACCUCCCGUCCCCCUGGAAGCCCUUCUCCUCCGCUGAGUAUAGCAGCGUCGCCCGCGUUGGCUCCCAGCUCCUCUGCGCCAGGCCCAAGAGAGAUGCUCCGUCCAACUGCCCUGGGCUGUACGCGUGGAACGUGGGGCUGGAGGAGGAUCAGACGUUCGUGCAUGACGGCCACACGUCGAACUGCGGGGCUGUGCGCGCUGUGUGCUCGGUCGGAGGCUCCUCCUCCCUCCAGGUGUACGGAGGAUACGCCGACGGGUUUGUGAGGAGGUGGGACAUGUCGUCGACCAGAGUUGAUAAGACCUUCAUUAGCCACUCCUCGUCCAUCACUGCGGGAUCUUGUUCUCAGCUGACGACAAAGGAGAGAUCAAAGUAA